Cicer arietinum (chickpea) is the source of this 1941-nucleotide messenger RNA. The record is from RefSeq and is a predicted model, not a curated record. Lineage: Eukaryota; Viridiplantae; Streptophyta; Magnoliopsida; Fabales; Fabaceae.
AAUCCAAAAAACCCUAAAGUUUACGUCAAACGUCAUCACUUUUCCAUACCACACCAUUUCAAUCUCUUUCGUACUUCUUCUUCUUCUUCUUCUUUUGUUAUCGAUCUCGUCUUCCAGAAAUAACUCGUUUCGCAUACAUCUGUGAUUAGAGUAUUCAAUUGAUGGCUAAUAGACCCGAUCCAGAUAUCGAUGACGAUGAUUUUCUCGAUCUUUACAAGGAGUAUACUGGUCCUCCUGGAUCUGGAUCCGUAGUUAAUAACAAUAACCCACAGGAAAGGUUAAACCCUAAGAAAAGGUCUAAUGCAGGUUCUGACGAAGAAGACGAAAUUCGUGACCCUAAUGCUGUUCCAACUGAUUUCACAAGCCGUGAAGCUAAAGUUUGGGAAGCUAAAUCCAAAGCUAAUGAGAGGAAUUGGAAGAAAAGAAAAGAAGAAGAGAUGAUCUGUAAACUUUGUGGUGAAUCAGGUCAUUUCACUCAGGGUUGUCCAUCUACUCUUGGAGCAAACAAUAAGUCUCAAGAGUUAUUUCAAAGGAUACCAGCAAGAGACAAAAAUGUAAGAGCACUUUUCACUGAGAAAGUUAUAAGUAAGAUUGAAAGGGAUAUUGGCUGCAAGAUUAAGAUGGACGAGAAGUUCAUUAUUGUUAGCAGCAAGGAUAGAUUAGUUUUGUCCAAAGGUGUUGAUGCUGUGCACAAGAUUAGAGAGGAAGCUGAACAAAAGGGAUCUACCAGUUCUCAUGUGGACAGAAACAGAUCAAGGUCACCUGAGAGAAGUCCUGUUAAUGCUCGGUUUCAGCGCUCCGAGCCCCAGAGGUCUCAUUCUGCACCACGGAAUACACCUCAGUUUCCGCAAAGGUUUGGUAGGCAAGAGAGGGCUGUUGAAGAUCGUGUUCGGGAGGACGCUCAAAAGUUUGCAAGAGAUUCUCCACAAGCAAGAGCUUAUGUGAAUAGUGGACCUAGAGAUCGUUCAAGCCAGUCAAGAUCUCCAAGACAAGCCCCACAUUCAGGGAACUCAUAUAAUUCCUUUGAUGGCCGAAGUCAUAACAUCAGUACUUACAGGAAUGAUGGGUGGGAUUCCCAUAGGAGAGAAUCUGGCAUCCAACCCGGUCAACAGGUUGAUCACAAUGCCUUCCCUCAGACUCUAGAAGAAUUAGAGUUAGAGUAUAAAAAGGAAGCAAUGGAGCUUAUGAAAAUCCGUGACAGAGAAGAAGAUGAAGAAAAUUUCAAGCACCGCGAGGCUAUUCGAGAUUUAAGGGAGAAGUACAUGAACAAAGUUGCUUUGGUGAGUGCAACACACUCAAAACAAUGGGAGGAAUUUUUUCUGCUUGAUGCCCAGAGGCGUCAACAACAGGCAAUCAAACAAAUGUCUCCUGGAUAUCGGGGUUAUAAGCAGCAGAAUUUUGCUGACUAUGACGGGUCCACUGUCAAUCCUCCCUAUGGUGCAACCAAUUUACCUCUGGAAUCAAGGAACAGGUUCCCAGAGAGUAUGGAGCCUUAUCCUACAAGGCCUCGUGAUAAUUUUGGCGAGUUUCAGAGGCGUGGAGAUUUUUCAAAAGCUUACAACAGAUAUUAACAUUGUUUUUAUUAAGUGGGUCAAGAUUGGUCGAGUAGGUGUUUAAUGAACGGGAGCCCAUAAGGUAGGUAAGUAUGUUGAUUAAUGUUAAUAUUGGGAGGAGACAUGCAUUCUGGUUGAUGGAUCUAGUUAUUUUUAAAAUGGUCGUUCAUUUAGGUUAAAACCUUUUUUGUAAGUUGUGAUGCAUAACUGGUAGCACGGUACUGCAAUUUGGUGGAUGUAGUGAUAUUGGGAGAUCUUUUGAAGUACUGGUUGAUUUUAGUAGGAUGAAUUUUAUGCUGUGUCACGACACAGGUGCUUAAGGUACCAUUGUGGUUUCUUGUGGAUUUGAGUAAUGGAUAAAUCGAGAAAUGGCAGUUACAUUCCUUUC